UUUAAUCAAGCUAAGAACGUGAAGGAAACUACUAGAAAAUGAAGAAUUGUUUAGCAAUGCAGAUGAGAAGUGGAAUGUUAAUAGCCUUGUGGCUAUGCAUUUCGUUGAAUAAAGGACUGGCCCUACUGGAGCACGAAGGCGAGAUCAUCAACCGAUGCAUCCAAAACUAUGGCGGACUUACUGCGGAAAACGCCGAGCGUCUAGAACGAUUCAAGGAAUGGUCGGAUAGCUUCGAGGAAAUCCCCUGCUUCACGCAGUGUUAUUUGUCUGGGAUGUUCGACUUUUACAAUAACAUAACAGGGUUCGAUAAAGCCCGAAUUGUGGCAGUCUUUGGAAGCCCCGUCUACGAAGCCUGCCGAAGGAAAUUAGAACUGCCUCCCGAAUUAGUCGUGAGCAGCUGCAAACAUGCCUACGAGGGCUUCCACUGCAUCACAAACAUGGAAAACCACCCGUUCACGAUUAUCGACAACAUGCCAAAUAUCUCGCAGUCGGCGAAGAACUCAAUGAAGGACUGCCUGCAGGAUGUCCACCAGGACGAGUGGAAGAGCUUCGCAGUCUUCGCCGCCUAUCCUGUCAAUGAACCGAUUCCGUGCUUCACCCGGUGCUUUGUGGACAAGUUGCAUAUCUUCGAGGAGAAAACGCGACUGUGGAAACUGGAGGCCAUGAAACAAAAUCUGGGCAUUCCGGCCGAAGGAGCUCGCAUAAGGAGCUGCCAUCGGCAGCGUGGCAAAGAUCGAUGUGCCACAUAUUACAAGCAGUUCACCUGCUACGCGAUGGCCGUCUAGGCAACUAGGCAACAUUCCAAAAGCAACUAUCAUUAUGAAGAAAAAUGUAAAGCUAAUUAAAUAUUAAUUCAAUGGUA
Messenger RNA from Drosophila santomea, 862 nucleotides. RefSeq lists its product as uncharacterized. Gene Ontology annotation, molecular function: odorant binding. Lineage: Eukaryota; Metazoa; Arthropoda; Insecta; Diptera; Drosophilidae. Bases 39 to 785 code for a protein of 248 amino acids. The record is from RefSeq and is a predicted model, not a curated record. Gene Ontology annotation, biological process: sensory perception of smell. The transcript is spliced from 3 exons.